Molecule: messenger RNA, 2023 nt
Organism: Triticum aestivum (bread wheat)
Lineage: Eukaryota; Viridiplantae; Streptophyta; Magnoliopsida; Poales; Poaceae
Product: transcription factor ICE1
Exons: 4
Coding region: 147-1727 (526 amino acids)
Biological process (GO): regulation of DNA-templated transcription
Cellular component (GO): nucleus
Molecular function (GO): protein dimerization activity; sequence-specific DNA binding; DNA-binding transcription factor activity
Source: RefSeq, a predicted model, not a curated record
AAAGAACUAGUAACUGAGACUCCCUGCGCUCUCAUCUGCUCUCCUCUGUCCUGCUCUGCCAUCUCUCCGACUCUGCCGCAUGCCAGCUCCUCCCCCGGCCAUUACCGCGCCAAAAAACCUCACCCCGCGCCGCCAUUUCCGCGACCAUGCUAUCGCGGUUCAAUAAUUCGCUCUGGAUGCAGGAAGACGACGGCCAUGAGCAACAGGGCCUCGGCCACGAGCAGCCGGCGGCAAUGGGGAUGAUGCCGAUGAUGGGGCAGGAGGCUGGGCACCACCACGACCAGCACCUCCUGGCUAUGCCCACGCGGGGAGACGGCGGGUUCCGCGCCCCGUCGAUGCUUGAUGAGGACUGGUACUUUGGCGCGGGCGCGGUUGGCGACGGCGCCGCGAACGGGUCCAUGGCCCUGGUGCCAGCCGCCAUGGAAGCAUCGGGGUCCAGCUCCGGCUUCGGAGCCGGUCCACAGAUAUUCCCGCUCCUCAACCUGGGCGGUAGCGGACCGUUCGACGUCUCUGGGUUCGACCUCGGCGGCUCCGGCGCUGGAGGCGGCGAUUUCACGGCGUUCCUUGGCGCCGGCAACGCGUCGAACACAUCGCCGGUUUCCCUGCUGCCGCAUGGGAACGCGGGGUUUCUCGGCUCCUUCGGCGGCUUUGGCACCGCACCGGCACAGAUGACAGAGUUUGGUGGCCUCGCCGGUUUCGACUUGUUCGACACCGGUGCCGGGGGCGGAGGCGGGGGCGGGAGCGGCUCCUCCUCAGAGGGGCCGGCUGCUCCAGUUUCCUUGACCGCUCCUUUCUCCGGUCGUGGCAAGGCGGCGGUGCUGCGGCCGCUGGAGAUCUUCCCGCCUGUGGGGGCGCAGCCAACGCUCUUCCAGAAGCGCGCACUACGGCGUAAUGCCGGCGAAGAGGAUGACGACAAGAAGCGUAAGGCGGCGGCGGCGGCGGAAGGAAGCGCCCUGUCCGCGGGCUGUGACACCAUGCUCGACGACGCCGACGAGGACAUGGGCAGCAUUGACGCGUCCGGGCUGAAUUACGACUCGGAGGACGGGAGGGGCGUGGAGGAGAGCGGCAGGAAGGACGGCAAGGAGUCGAACGCCAACAGCACGGUGACCGGCGGCGCUGCGGCUGAAGGGAAGGGGAAGAAGAAGGGAAUGCCAGCCAAGAACCUCAUGGCGGAGCGCCGUCGUCGGAAGAAGCUCAAUGACCGGCUCUACAUGCUCAGGUCCGUCGUGCCGAAGAUCAGCAAGAUGGACAGGGCUUCUAUUCUCGGCGACGCGAUCGAGUACCUCAAGGAGCUCCUGCACAAGAUCAGUGAUCUUCAGAAUGAGCUUGAGUCGUCUCCUUCCAUGCCCUCGCUGCCUCCGACGCCCACAAGCUUCCACCCUCUGACUCCGACGUUGCCCGCGCUGCCAUCCCGCGUGAAGGAGGAGCUUUGCCCGAGUGCGCUGCCAAGCCCUACCGGCCAGCAGCCAACCGUUGAGGUUAGGCUCCGGGAAGGCCGGGCCGUCAACAUCCACAUGCUGUGCCCUCGCAGGCCCGGGCUUGUGCUCUCUGCCAUGAAGGCGAUCGAAGCCCUUGGUCUUGAUGUGCAGCAGGCCGUUAUCAGCUGCUUCAAUGGCUUUGCCUUGGACGUCUUCAAGGCUGAGCAAUGCAAGGAUGGCCCUGGUCUUCAGCCCGAGGAGAUCAAGGCGGUUCUCUUGCAAUCCGCGGGGUUCCAUCCCGCGAUGUAGGAGGGAGGGAGGGGCAGCCAACCAAGUGCAGGAUAGUGCUGUAUCUAAGGAAUUUCUUUUUACAACAAGUAGCGGUGUUUUCCGAGAGAAGCUACCUCACCUUGAGUAGUCUGAGACCUUCCCAGAACCAAUUUAUCUGCGAGUCUUUUAGAGUCCAAAAUAAUGUCGGCAAUCUGUUAUUAGUACGAGUACCUAACAUUGCUUAUGCCUGAUGUUACCUUAUUUUUCAAUACAUCGUGUGUAAGUCUGAACGAGACUUGUGUUUGGUCAUUGAAGCGUAAAACAUUGUUAGAUCA